Molecule: messenger RNA, 1185 nt
Organism: Psammomys obesus (fat sand rat)
Lineage: Eukaryota; Metazoa; Chordata; Mammalia; Rodentia; Muridae
Gene: Fn3k
Product: fructosamine 3 kinase
Exons: 6
Coding region: 204-1133 (309 amino acids)
Biological process (GO): fructosamine metabolic process
Source: RefSeq, a predicted model, not a curated record
UCGUGCACCAGGAGCAUGCAGGGAUAGCGGGCACCCGAGAGCUGGCUAGCUAGGAGCCAGCCGGUUGCGCAGUCAGACUGUUGUGGCCGCCCGGCAGCACCCCCUCCCCCCAGCCCUGCCCUCACCGCGCCGCGCUGAGCCCCGGGCUUCCUUCUGGUACCCGAGUCCCGUCCUCUGCGUCAUCUCCCCGCUUUCUGGUCUCCAUGGAGCAGCUGCUGCGCGCUGAGCUUCGCACCAGGACGCUGCGGGCCUUUGGGAGCUCCGGGGCCGGCUGCAUCAGCGAGGGCUAUGCCUACGACACAGACACUGGCCCCGUGUUUGUCAAGGUCAACCGCAGGACGCAGGCCCGGCAGAUGUUUGAGGGAGAGAUGGCGAGCCUGGAGGCCCUCCGCAGCACUGGCUUGGUGAGGGUCCCUAAGCCCAUGAAGGUGAUCGACCUGCCAGGAGGUGGGGCUGUCUUUGUGAUGGAGCAUUUGAAGAUGAGGAGCCUGAGCAGUCAGGCAUCAAAGCUUGGGGACCAGAUGGCAGAGUUGCACCUUUACAACCAGAAGCUCAGGGAGAAGGCCAAGGCCCGGGAGAGCACGGUGGGCUGUGGGGCGGACAGUGCUGAGCCCCAGGGUGUGUCCAAGUUCGGCUUCAGCACAGUGACUUGCUGUGGCUUCAUCCCGCAGGUGAAUGAAUGGCAGGAUGACUGGCCAACGUUCUUCACGCAACACCGGCUCCAAGCGCAGCUGGAUCUCAUUGAAAAGGACUAUGCUGACCGAGAGACACGAGAACUGUGGUCAAGGCUCCAGGUGAAGAUCCCAGAUCUGUUUUCUGGUAUAGAGAUCGUCCCUGCCCUGCUCCAUGGAGACCUGUGGUCUGGAAAUGUGGCUGAGGAUGACCAGGGGCCCAUUAUUUAUGAUCCAGCCUCUUUCUACGGCCAUUCUGAAUUUGAACUGGCAAUUGCAUUGAUGUUUGGAGGGUUCCCCAGAUCCUUCUUCACUGCUUACCACCGGAAGAUUCCGAAGGCCCCAGGCUUCGACAAGCGCCUGCUGCUGUACCAGCUCUUCAACUAUCUAAACCACUGGAACCACUUUGGUCGGGAGUACAGAAGCCCGUCCCUGGGAAUGAUGAGGAAGCUGCUCAGGUAGCAGAGGGCUGGCACCUAAUAAAAAGCCAAACUGGGCCCCUAAAUGGGCUAAA